CACGGGGACAGAGCAGGCUCCUCAGGCCUCCAGGAUGCCCAUCCCUGCCUCCCGGCCCCUCCCCCCUCCUCCUUGCCUGCUGCUGACUCUACUGCUGGGACUCACAGGAGCAGCAGGUGUGGAGGAGCUGCAGGUGAUUCAGCUUGAGUCAGUGACCAUCGCAGCCGGAGGGACGGCCACUCUGCACUGCACCCUGACCUCCAUCCUCCCUGUGGGGAACGUCCAGUGGUUUAGGGGGACAGGGCCAGGCCGGGAGUUAAUCUACAAUUUCAAAGGAGGCCACUUCCCCCGAGUAGAAAACGUUGCAGACACCACAAAGAGAAACAGCACGGACUAUUCCAUCAGCAUCAGUAACAUCACCCCAGCAGACGCCGGUAUCUACUACUGUGUGAAGUUCCAGAAAGGGAGCCCUGAUGAUGUGGAGUUUAAGUCUGGACCAGGCACUCAGCUCACCGUGAGUGCCAAACCCUCUCCGCCCGUGGUAUCGGGCUCCACAGCGAGGGCCACGCCUGAGCAGACAGUCAGCUUCACCUGCGAGUCCCACGGCUUCUCCCCCAGAGACAUCACCCUGAAGUGA
Molecule: messenger RNA, 577 nt
Organism: Diceros bicornis minor
Lineage: Eukaryota; Metazoa; Chordata; Mammalia; Perissodactyla; Rhinocerotidae
Product: signal-regulatory protein beta-1-like
Exons: 3
Coding region: 35-577 (180 amino acids)
Biological process (GO): positive regulation of phagocytosis; positive regulation of T cell activation
Cellular component (GO): plasma membrane
Source: RefSeq, a predicted model, not a curated record